AUGGACGUGGUGCAAGUCGGCAAUGAGGAGGUGCAGCCGGCACCGGCCCUGGAGCUAAACCUCCUCGGCGGUCUCGGCGCUGAGGCUGAGGAGACCGCCGUCGGCGCUGAGGAGACCGCCGUGGCGGAGGCGGAGAAGGGAAAGGCCAAGUCCAGUGAGGAGGCGGGGCCGUCGUCGGUGGCAGCAGCCGCCGGCGGCGAGAAGCGCCGCGUGUUCAAGUGCAACUACUGCCCGCGCAAGUUCUACACGUCGCAGGCGCUGAGCGGCCACCAGAACGCGCACAAGCGCGGGCGCUCCGUCGCCAAGGGCGUCGCUGCGGGGCGGGGCGCCGGCCAUGGCGGCGCACUCGUGCCGCACCACCUUCGCUUCCCCAACGUCUGGCCCUACUCCACCACCGGCAGGUCGUUCCUCAGCGUCGCGGCGCCGUUCUACGGGAUGCACAUGCACCACAACCCUCCCGGGUGGGGCACGGCGGCCCAGCCGUCCCUCGCCGGUCUCACCCGUCACGCCGGCACUGACCGCCCGACGUACCCGCGGGCGGAGGCCUACGGCUUUGGCGCGUCGCCCAGGGUCCCCAUCCCGGUGGCCUCCCCUCGCGCGCCGUCGAUGGCCGCGAUCCAGUGGGGUGGUGGCAAUGGCGGCGAUCAUAGCGUUGAUGAAGCGAAGCAAGAAGAGGAGGAGAUCACCAACACGGUAGACCUGACUCUCCGCAGGAUCUGA
Messenger RNA from Triticum turgidum subsp. durum (durum wheat), 720 nucleotides. Lineage: Eukaryota; Viridiplantae; Streptophyta; Magnoliopsida; Poales; Poaceae. The record is from the annotation of a GenBank genome assembly.